UCUAAUUUACAAAUUCCUUAAUUAAAAUAUUAUUUAAAAAAAAAUUAGAAAGAUCGUUUUUGUGUUCACAUGUGGUGUAUAAAUAUACAUGGAAGCCUCUUCAAUCCAACUCCAAAAGAGAAGCAUUAUUUUCAAGAAAACAAAAAAUCUAGUUUUUAAAGAAGAAGAAAAAAGCAUAAAAAUGGCUUCAUGGAAGAAAACAAUCGCAACACCAUUCAAGAAAGCGGCAACAUUCUUCAACCAGCCGCAGCAAUCAUCAUCGCCAAAUAGCCGCCACGCAAACGCAAAGGCGAGAGAAGAGCACGAGAGACGAACCGUGCAAGAGCUUCAAGGUGACGUCAUGGCUUGUGGUUAUGAAGAUGUCCUCGUCAUGUGGUCUAUUCUUGACAAGUCAAACUCUUCAAACAAUCUCACUUCUUGAUUUUAGUUUCUUGCAAUCAAGAACAACGAGAAAGGAAUUCAAAUUUCCCUCUUUUUCAAUUUCCUCUUCUUUUUUUUUCCCCUUUUUUAAUUAGGUGUAUAUGUUGUAUAAGCCCGCCAUGUCUCUCAUCAUGAUUCUCCUUAUCUUUAAUGUGGUCGUGGCUUUUUAAAUUUAGAUUUUAGUGAAUUUUUAUCCGAAGUCUAGUUUGGAUUCGGAUGUUUGGUAAUCCCUGUGAUGAUCUAUCUAAUUCACGGUGAGAUUUUUCAUUUUAGUUUGGAACAAAUGAAUCCAAGUCUUUUCAUGUU
Camelina sativa (false flax) is the source of this 726-nucleotide messenger RNA. RefSeq lists its product as uncharacterized. The record is from RefSeq and is a predicted model, not a curated record. Lineage: Eukaryota; Viridiplantae; Streptophyta; Magnoliopsida; Brassicales; Brassicaceae.